CCUCCUGUGGACUCCUGGCCCCGUGUUCCAGCCCCCUGCAGAGCUUCCUGGACACUGGAAGGAGCAUCUUCCAUCUUUCCAGCAGGACUGGAUCCUGAAGGCUUUAUUCAGGGCUAACCCUAAAACAGGGAAGCCAGAGCUGGUGCCACAGCUCACCUCCUGGUGGUCUCCUCCCCAGCCUCCGACCACCUUCACCCAGCCUCCUGCCUCUCCUGAUCUCUUCUUCUGCCGCCCUUUGUUUCUCUGGAUGCCUCUGAAGAUGUUGUCCAUCAUCUGUGUCCAGCCAGCUUGCAAUAGUCACAGGCUGACAGCAGCUGGCCUGUACAGCACUGUGGUCAAGGUGCUGGACAUAGAUGGUGGUAUGAUAUGACCUCAGAGUAUCUAGAAUGCAAAGGGUGCAAGAAGAAGUAUCCGGCCUGGUCAGAGGACAUCCUGGGACAGAGGACAUCCUGGGACAGAGGACAUCCUGGGACAGCUGGACAUCCUGGGUCAGAGGACAUCCUGGGACAGCUGGACAUCCUGGGACAGCUGGACAUCCUGGGACAGCUGGACAUGGGACACAGCAGGAAAUUCUCCGCCCUUCUGACAUACAGCGACUCAUGUGACUACAGAGUGGUCAUCCUGAUGCGGGAGAGAACUCAGGGCAACAGCGUCACGCAGCUUCACAAGAAGCUGCAAGAGGAGCACAGCGCAGCGUGGACCCGCCGCACGCUGGACUACUUUGCUGCCUGUGAGCCCUUCACUGACUCCUGUCUGGUCGAGCCGCCAGUGUUCUCUGCCCCCCCGCCCCUCCCGGCCCUCCCUAAACCCAAGUGGCUUCUGGCUGUGUACGCCAGGGACGUCCUGUCACGGCUGCCUGAGGUAAAGGCCAGAAUAACCUCUGUGUUUGGCUCCGUGCUCAAGAUGGACUCCACCAAAAAGGUUACCAAGAAAGUGGCCGGUGCAGCUGCCAACACAGCUGGGUGGUGCACCAAUGUGGGCAACGAGCACGGCCAGGUUCUGGUGUGGGUCCUGACAGCAGCAGAGGGCCAUGGACUGUGGCCCAUGGCGGCUGGUCUUAUGAGGCGCUACAGGGAGGCAGGAGUGGCGCCUCCUGUCAUAAUGUAUGUGGAGCGGGACUGCUGCAGCCCCCACGGACAGUCACAGGUCAGGGCCAUGUUCGCUGAGUGGAGGGAGCUUCAGGUGCGCCUGGACAUCUGGCACUUCAUGCGGCGUUUUGCAGCAGGAGUCACCACUGAGGCUCAUCAGCUGUAUGGAAUAUUCAUGGCUCCACUGUCCAGGUGCAUCUCUGAGCUGAUCCGGCAGAUGUUGCUGCUCUUAGGCUGGCCAAGCAGGGGCAGCUUCUGGCCCAGGGAGUUGGUCCAGUCUCUGAGAAGGCCCUGGACCAGAUGAUCACCAGGAGGGAGUUGGCUCUUCACUGCUGCAAGAGGACCAGGGGAGCAGAGGAGACAGCCAGGAGGAUCAAGGCCCUGGUGGAUGAGAUGGACAGUGAGAAGGGGAGGGACA
Molecule: messenger RNA, 1506 nt
Organism: Fundulus heteroclitus (mummichog)
Lineage: Eukaryota; Metazoa; Chordata; Actinopteri; Cyprinodontiformes; Fundulidae
Exons: 5
Coding region: 367-1392 (341 amino acids)
Source: RefSeq, a predicted model, not a curated record